AUGUCGCAGCGGACGUCGUGCGCGCGCGACGCGCCGGUGAAGCGCGGCGCGCGCCAUCGGUGCGCCGCGGCGCACCAAACGAAACGCCUCGCGCGGCGCGCGGCGCCGGCGCCGCUGUUCCAGCCGGGAUCCGUCGUCGCGCGGUUCGUGGACGCGGCGAAAAAUCAAAUCGAUUGGGACCGCGCGGUCGAGUGGGCGAACGGCGCGACGGACGGCGACGGCGACGCGAUCGCGAGCAAUCCAGCGAUCGGGUUGAUUCUGGGCGAGGUGAGGACGUGCGGCGCGGACGCGGCGGCGCUGCGAGGGACGCGGUCGGGGAGGUACAAGGAGUACGCGCUGCAGCGGACGCUCGGGAUGAAGGCGGUGCUGACGCGAGCGACGACGGAGGCGGGAGUGCUGGACGCGAAGACGCGGUGCGCGAUCGGACGAAAGCUGGCGGAUCCGUCGAGCGGGGCGUCGCUGUUUCACGCGUACGCGAAAAACGCGGACGCGGCGAUGGACGCGUUCGUGAGGGGGGUGGAGGAGGAUUUGAGAGAAAUCGCGGACGGCGACGAGGCGGCGUUGGAUUUGGCGAGAACGAAGAAUUUUUACGGCGAACGCGUGACGGAGAGACACUUCGCGUUCGUGAACGAACAACUCGCGAACGCGCUCGCGAAGGCGGACGAAUCGCGCGGGUCGGCGGCGCAAAAAGUGAAGGUGGUUCCGGUGUUGGUGCCGAACACGGACGCGACCGAGGACGAGGAAGAGGACGACGAAAACGCCGACUUCAUGUUUGGUAAAAAGUCAAAAAAGAAGAAGAAGAAGGCCGCCGCCAACGUUUCUGCGGCGAGCGUGGCGUCCAUCGCGAGCGAGGUGUCCGCGUCUUCCACGUCGUUCGUGGACGCGUUGACGAAGAUGGUCGCCUCGAAGAUGGGUUCGACGAAGGAGCCGGCGUUCCCGGAGAUCGAAUCGUGGGGUCAAACGACCUCGGCCGAGGCCUCGGGCGCGGUCGUCGCGCUUCUCGCCGGCGCCCCGAGCGGAUCGGUGGUUAUUUUACCCAGCGAAUUAAUGCUUCGAACGCUCACGUUCGACGUCCCCGCGGGCGACGCCGUAAACUCAAACGGCGCUCGCGCUUUUUGCGUCGAUUCGAUUCCAGACGACGUCGACGCCGAGUGCGCGCUUUGGGUGUCCUUCGACCCUAACGACGCCACCGAAGGCGCGUGGCGAGAUCCCAAAUUCAAGCGCGCGUUCAAAGCGCUCGCGAAAGUUCCCGUCGUCGUCGCGCUCUUAUCCCGCGUCCCGGAUGUGCCGAGCGCCGACGAGCUCGUCGCCGCCGCCGCCGCCGCGAGUUCGCGCGCGCACGAACGCUUAAACGCGAUCGAGGAUGAAGAGUAA
Molecule: messenger RNA, 1374 nt
Organism: Ostreococcus lucimarinus CCE9901
Lineage: Eukaryota; Viridiplantae; Chlorophyta; Mamiellophyceae; Mamiellales; Bathycoccaceae
Exons: 1
Coding region: 1-1374 (457 amino acids)
Source: RefSeq, a predicted model, not a curated record